AUGGAUUACAGCUCGUUCAGCGGAGUGCCCCGGUUCCUGACCCGGCCGAAGGCGUUUAUGGUGUCUGUGGGGAAGGAUGCCACCUUGAGCUGCCAGAUCAUUGGAAACCCCAUCCCAGUCGUGAGCUGGGAAAAGGAUAAACUUCCAGUGCAGUCCGGGGGAAGGUUUAAAACCACAGAAGAUGGGGAUCUCUAUCGACUAACGAUCUAUGAUCUGAGCCUGGAGGACAGCGGCCAAUACAUCUGCCGGGCCAAGAACACCAUCGGGGAAGCUUUCGCAGCUGUCAGCAUCAAAGUCGGAGAGGAGACCACGGUAACGGAGUCAGCCCCGUACUUCAUCCAGAAACCCUCCUCCAUCAAAGUAACGCUGGGAGAAGACGUCAUGUUCAAAUGCAAAGUGCAGGGCAGCCCUCCCCUCUCGGUGAACUGGGAGAAGGAUGGGAGGCACCUGCGGAACCGGGCAGACGCCGGCCGCUUCCAGAUCGAGUCUGCCGGCGAGUCCAACGCUCUCACCAUCCAGUGCGCCCGCCUGGGGGACAGCGGCACCUACACCUGCCGCGCGCAGAACCCCGUCGGCUCGGCCAGCGCUUCGGCCGCGCUGCUGGUGGAAACGCAGGGCCCUCCCAACCCGGGCAGCGGCAGCCACCUCGACGCCAGCUGCGGCAAGACGGCGUCCUUGCUGUCCCACUUGCAAAAGAGGCGGGAGGAGAUCAGGAAGAUGGACGUCUCCCACGGGACUCUCGAUGCCACGUCUGCCCAGUCUUACUCGGUGGCAGAGGGGUUGUCGGGCAUCGGCUACAGCCUGUCCCGGGACUACGAGCGGGCGGCGGGACUCGCCUCCAAAGGGAGCCGCAACGCGACCUUGGGGGCGCUGACGCGCACGUGCAGCGUGACGGAGGGCAAGCACGCCAAGCUCAGCUGCUACGUGACGGGCGAGCCCAAGCCGGAGAUCGUGUGGAAGAAGGACAACGAGGUCAUUUUGGAAGGGCGGCGGCACGUCAUCUACGAGGAUGAUCAGGAGAACUUUGUGCUGAAGAUCCUCUUCUGCAAGCAGGUAGACAACGGGCUGUACACGUGCACGGCUUCCAACCUGGCGGGUCAGACGUACAGCUCCGUGCUCGUCACAGUCAAAGAACCCUCAAUCCCCUUCAAGGAAAAACUGAAGGAUCUUGAAGUGAGGGAGAAGGAAUCUGCCACCUUCCAAUGUGAAGUGCCUGUUCCUAGUACAGAGACAGCUUGGUUCAAGGAGGAAACCAAACUCCGGCAGAGCAAGAAAUACAACAUCGAGGAGGAGGGCACGUACCGCCGGCUCACGGUCCAGAACGUCACCACGGAUGAUGAUGCUGUCUACAUCUGUGAGAUGAAGGAAGGCAGCAGGACCAUUGCAGAGCUCUCUGUCCAAGGGAACAUCAUUAAGAAGCUUCCCCGCAAGACCGCAGUGUUCCUCAACGACACGGCCAUCUUCUGCGUGGAGCUGGAGCAGCAGUGCCACCACAGCCGCUGGCUCAAGAACAAAGAAGAAGUGAAACCCAGUGACCGAAUCUCCAUCACGUGCUCUGGCAAGCAACACACCAUGAUCAUCAGAGACUGUAAGAUGGAAGAUGCUGGUGAGAUUGCUUUCCUGGCUGAGGAAAGCAGGACUUCGACCCAGUUCACUGUGACCACUCCCAAGAAACCUCCCACACAACCCCCAACCGACCCUGUGGUGAAAAAUAAAACAGAAACCUCAGUGACACUAGCAUGGUCCCCUCCAAAGAUGGACAGACCCAUUCCCAUCGACGGCUACGUCCUGGAACGCAAGAAACUAACCGGCUUCACCUGGGUGAGGUGCCACGAGUCUCCUGUCCCUGGCCCAGAGUUCACAUUGAGCAACCUGUCAGAAGAGGCUGACUAUCAGUUCAGAGUGUCUGCAGUCAACACCUAUGGACAGAGCCCCUACCUGGACUUCCCAGGGAGCAUACACCUCGAACCAGUCCUGGCUGUGAAAACCCCCCUGACAACCGUUGAAGCUGUACCUGGAGGGAAUGCCCUGCUUACUGUUGACCUUACAAAGACAUGUUCUGGCACUUGGUACCUUAAUGGUAAAGUCUUACAGGAAAGUGAGACCUACGUCAUUAAGAGAACCCAAACUACUCACACCCUAAUCAUAAAGAACAUCACCAAGAAUGAUGAUGGGGCAGAAGUGAAGUUUGUUGCCAAUAAUGUUGACACCAGCACCAAGAUAAGAGUGAAAGGCGCUGCCGUGAGAUUUACCAACAAGAGCACAGAUAUAGAAAAAGUCUCUGCUCGGCUACGGGAGGAAGCCAAACUCCAGGCUGAGCUUUCAGACACAGAGGCUACUGUGAAGUGGAUGAAGGAUGGAAAAGAACUCAAGGCCAGUGAAAAAUAUGAGCUUCAAAGUGUGGGAAAGAAGCGCAUCCUGAGGAUUCACAACACUGCAGCAGAGGAUGCUGGAGUGUACGAGUGCACCUGUGAAAAGGAUAAGAUGCUCUAUCAGCUUUCAGUGAAAGCACUUGCAAACUUCAUAAACAAAGAGAAAAGUGGAGGAGUUGUCAGAGCCAUCGCUGGAAAACAAGCUGAAUUUGUUUCUGAGACCUCUGAAGCCAACAUCAUGGUGAAGUGGUACAAAGAUGGCAAAGAAAUCACAGCCAGCAAGAAAUUCACCAUGGAAGAUAAAGGGAAGCUGCAUAAGCUUGUGGCUUUGGCUGUGGCAAAGGAAGAUGAAGGGACAUAUACAUGCAAAAUUGGAGAUGACACUCUCAUUUUUGAUCUAAAGGUGUCAGAUGAAGCUGUUAAUUUUGUCAAUAAGCCCAAAACAACUCCAGAAAUAUCAGUCAGUCCUUCUGAGAACCUUGAGCUGGUGUGUGAAGUAUCAGCUGCCAGUGGAGCCGUGGUGUGGAAGAAGGAUCAAACUGAGAUGAAGCAGGACCAGAGGACAACAGUCAUCUCCCAGGGGACACAGCGCAAGCUCAUCAUCAAGAAGGUGACAAGACAAGACCAAGGAAGCUAUACCUGUGAAACAAAGGAUGACAGAAUAACAUUCCAAGUUAAAGUCAGAGAGACAGAAGAUGUGUUUACAAACAAAGACAAGGUACAAAAGGAGGUGAAAGCUGCACUGACACAAAAUGCCACCCUGAGCUGCGAGGUGGCCCAGGACAAGACUGAUGUGAAAUGGUACAAGGAGGGGAAACUGCUGACCUCCAGCAAGAAGUUCAAGGUGGAGGCAGAGGGCAAAUCUCGUCGUCUGGUGGUGGGUCAGGUGGAGAAGAAAGAUGCUGGGGAGUACACCUGUGAGGCUGCUGGCCAGAAGCUGACCUUCAGGAUCAAUGUCACAGAGCCAGAGGAUGCAUUUGUCAACAAGGAGAAGGUGCAGAAAGAGGUGAAAGCUGCACUGUCAGAAAAUGCCACCCUGAGCUGUGAGGUGGCUCAGGACAAGACUGAUGUGAAAUGGUACAAGGAGGGGAAACUGCUGACCUCCAGCAAGAAGUUCAAGGUGGAGGCAGAGGGCAAAUCUCGUCGUCUGGUGGUGGGUCAAGUGGAGAAGAAAGAUGCUGGGGAGUACACCUGUGAGGCUGCUGGCCAGAAGCUGACCUUCAGGAUCGAUGUCACAGAGCCAGAGGAUGCAUUUGUCAACAAGGAGAAGGUGCAGAAAGAGGUGAAAGCUGCACUGUCAGAAAAUGCCACCCUGAGCUGUGAGGUGGCCCAGGACAAGACUGAUGUGAAAUGGUACAAGGAGGGGAAGCUGCUGACCUCCAGCAAGAAGUUCAAGGUGGAGGCAGAGGGCAAAUCUCGUAGUCUGGUGGUGGGUCAGGUGGAGAAGAAAGAUGCUGGGGAGUACACCUGUGAGGCUGCUGGCCAGAAGCUGACCUUCAAGAUCAAUGUCACAGAGCCAGAGGAUGCAUUUGUCAACAAGGAGAAGGUGCAGAAAGAGGUGAAAGCUGCACUGUCAGAAAAUGCCACCCUGAGCUGCGAGGUGGCCCAGGACAAGACUGAUGUGAAAUGGUACAAGGAGGGGAAGCUGCUGACCUCCAGCAAGAAGUUCAAGGUGGAGGCAGAGGGCAAAUCUCGUCGUCUGGUGGUGGGUCAGGUGGAGAAGAAAGAUGCUGGGGAGUACACCUGUGAGGCUGCUGGCCAGAAGCUGACCUUCAGGAUUGAUGUUGCAGAUGAUGCAUUUGAACACAAAGACAAAGUGAAAAAGGAGGUGAAGGCAGUGCUGAAGGAGAACAUCACCCUGAGCUGUGAGGUGGCCCAGGACAAGACAGAUGUGAAGUGGUACAAGGAGGGGAAACUGCUGACCUCCAGCAAAAAGUUCAAGGUGGAGGCAGAGGGCAAAUCUCGUCGUCUGGUGGUGGGUCAGGUGGAGAAGAAAGAUGCUGGGGAGUACACCUGUGAGGCUGCUGGCCAGAAGCUGACCUUCAGGAUCCAUGUCACAGAGGAAGAAGCUUUCAUCAACAAGGACAAGGUGCAGAAAGAGGUGAAGGCUGCACUGACACAGAAUGCCACCCUGAGCUGUGAGGUGGCCCAGGACAAGACUGAUGUGAAGUGGUACAAGGAGGGGAAACUGCUGACCUCCAGCAAGAAGUUCAAGGUGGAGGCAGAGGGCAAAUCUCGUCGUCUGGUGGUGGGUCAGGUGGAGAAGAAAGAUGCUGGGGAGUACACCUGUGAGGCUGCUGGCCAGAAGCUGACCUUCAGGAUCGAUGUCACAGAGCCAGAAGUUGUGUUUACAAACAAAGACAAGGUGCAGAAAGAGGUGAAAGUUGCACUGUCAGAAACUGCCACCCUGAGCUGUGAGGUGGCCCAGGACAAGACUGAUGUGAAAUGGUACAAGGAGGGGAAACUGCUGACCUCCAGCAAGAAGUUCAAGGUGGAGGCAGAGGGCAAAUCUCGUCGUCUGGUGGUGGGUCAGGUGGAGAAGAAAGAUGCUGGGGAGUACACCUGUGAGGCUGCUGGCCAGAAGCUGACCUUCAGGAUCGAUGUCACAGAGCCCAAACCUGCAUUUAUAAACGAGGAAAAGGUCCAGAGGGAGGUGAAAGCUGUCCUGACAGAAAGUGCCAGCCUCAGCUGUGAGGUAGCACAGGACACAACUGAAGUGAAAUGGUACAAGGAUGGCAGGCUGCUCGUUUCCUCUAGGAAAUUCAAAAUAGAAACUGUGGGCAAAACCCGGCGCCUGACUGUAGAGCAGCUGGAGAAGAAAGAUGCUGGAGAAUACAUCUGUGAGGCUGCAGGCCAGAAGCUGACCUUCAAGUUGGAACCCACUGAACCAGAGGCUAAAUUUGAACAUAAAGUUGUCCAGAAAGAGCCUCUCAUUGUUCAAGAACACGAAAGCAUCACCCUGACUACUUCAGUUACACCUGAAACUGCUGCAGUGAAGUGGUUCAAGGAUGGAACAGAAAUCAAAGCCAGCAAGAAAUAUGUGAUCAAGACUGAGGGGGCAUCCAGGACUCUGACAGUGAACGUGGCUGAGAGCACAGACACUGCUGUGUACACUUGCCAGACAAAGAGUGACAAGCAGGAAUUCAAAGUACAGGUGAAAGAAAUCCCUGUGAAGUUUGCCAAAAAGCUGGAAGCUGUGGCUGCUGAGAUUGGAGGCAGCGUGUGUCUGAGCUGCGCCGUGAGCCACCCCAAGGGGAAGGUGGUGUGGCGCAGGAACGGGGCUGAGAUCAAGCCCAGCAAACGCUUCCAGAUGCACGAGGAGGGGGUCAAACGAACCCUGACAAUAACAGGGAUCCGGGCUGAAGAUGAGGGAGAGUACUGCUGUGAGUCCAGAGAUGACAAGAGCAGCGUUACCAUCACCCCCAAAGCUCCCAGAGUGGUGAAAUUCAUUACAAGUCUCAUCAGUGUGGUCUCUGAGGAAGGAAAAGAGGCCGUGUUCAAGUGCACCGUCUCUCCCAGUGAUGCUGUGGUCACUUGGCUCAGGAAUGGCGUUAAGAUUGAAGCCAGCAAGAAGUAUGUGAUCUCCCAGAAGGACAGCAGCCACAGCCUCACCAUCACUGAUCUGACACUGGAGGAUGCAGCCGAAAUCUCUGCCAAUGCCGAGGGGGUAGAAAGCACAGCCAAUCUCCGAGUCCGAGAAGCCUCAAUCUCAUUCAAGAAGAAACUAGAGGCCAGAACAGUUGAAGAGAGAGACACGGUGAUAUUGGAGGUAGAGCUGACCAAAGCUGCAGAGGUGAAGUGGAUGAGGAACAGCAUCGUAUUGAAGCCUAGUGAGAAAAUAGAGAUCAAAGCUGAGGGAACAAAGCAUACCUUGGUGGUUAAGGACAUCUCCUUUGCAGACAGGGGUUUCUACUGCUGUGAGAGUCCUGAUGACAAGACCCAAGCCAAGAUCAACGUGGAAAUGAGGCAGAUCAAGCUGGUGAAAGGUCUUCAGCCCCGUGAAGUCUCUGAGAAGGGGACUGUCACCUUCGAGGUGGAGGUGUCACAUGAGGACGUGGAAGGGACCUGGCAGAAGGAUGGUGUUCGUCUGAAACCUUCACCAAACAUCAAUAUUGGUGUCCUGGGGAAGAAACAUUCACUGACUCUUUCUUCAGUGACUCUUGAAGAUGCAGGACUCAUCUCCUUCAAAGCAGAGGGCAUUCAUUCAUCAGGGAAUCUCACUGUGACAGAACUGCCUGUGAGAAUCAGCAAACCUUUGGUAGACACGAGUGUAACCCAAAAGGACAAGGUCACAUUCGAGUGUGAGCUGUCCAGGCCCAACGUGGAUGUGAAGUGGUUCAAGGAUGGGAAGGAGCUCCGGCAAAGUAAAAAAGUGGGGGUUGCUUCCCAGGGAAAUAAGAGAAGCCUCGUUAUUCACAAGUGUGAAUAUGAAGACCAGGGGACCUACACUUGUGAAGCAGCUGGAGACAAGACAUCAGCUACUCUAAAGGUUCAUGCCCGAGAUAUCAAGAUUGUUAAGCCACUGGAAGAUGUGGAAGUGAAUGAAUAUGAGAGUGCAUCCUUUGUCUGUGAGAUCUCACACGACGAGGUCCAAACCCAAUGGUACAAAAAUGACAACAAGCUGAAGGCUGCCGACAACAUCAGGAUGCGUCAAGAUGGAAAGACCUACUCACUGACUUACACCCGUGUCCAAGUGGAAGAUGCAGCAGAGAUCAAAUUUGUAGCAGAAAAGGCAGAAUCUCGUGCCCAUCUUACUGUCAAAGAGCUGCCUGUCAAAAUUGUGAAGCCUUUGAGAGAUAAGAUUGCUCUUGAGAAGCACCGGGGGUUCCUGGAGUGCCAGGUGUCUCGUGCCAACGCCAAGGUCAGGUGGUUCAAAAAGGACGUUGAAAUCCAGCCCAGUGGCAAAUACGAGAUGGUGAGUGACGGGGUCUAUCGGAAGCUCAUCAUCAAUGACGCAGAUUAUCAAGAUGAAGACACCUACACUUGUGAUGCCUUCGAUGACAAGAGCAGUGCUAAUUUCUUUGUUGAAGAGCAAUCCAUUAGUAUUCUAAAGGAGUUGUGUGAUGAGGAUGUGACUGAGCCUGAAGAAGCCAACUUUGAAUGCGAGAUAUCCAUUCCAUCCGUGAAACCCCCCAAAUGGUCUCUACGUGGACAAGUCCUCCAGGCUGGCAGGAACAUCAUCAUGCAGCAAGAAGGCACCAUCCACAGGCUGACAAUAGUGAAAACCAGCACUGAUAUGACAGGCCCCAUUCAAUUCUCCAUUGGCAAAUCAAAAUCCAUUGCAAACCUGCUUGUCAGAGAUUACCACAUACAGAUCACCAGGAAGAUGGAAGACAAGACAGCUCUGGAGCGCCACUCAGUCAUCCUGUCCUGUGACUUCAGGCCUUCCCCAAAGGUUGUGAAGUGGUUCAAGGGCCACACGCCCAUCGAGCCCUCUGAGAAGUACAAAAUCAAGAGGGAGCAGCAUUCAGCAGAGCUCAAGAUUUUGAAGGUGAAGCCUGAAGAUGCUGGAGUGUACAAAUGCAGGGCUGGAAGCGCAGAGACUGAAGCCACACUGACUGUUGAAGCCCGUGACGUGGAAGUGCUGAAGCACCUGCAGGACGUGGAAAUUGAAGAAGAGAGUUCUGCUGUCUUCUCUUGUGAGCUGAAUCACGAUGAUGAGGAUGUGGAAUGGUUCCUCAACGGCACCCUCCUGUACACCAACAAUUUCAAUGACAUCAGGAACGUUGGCAACUGCUACAUGCUGACAAUGAAGCAGGUCAAGCCUGAGGAUGCUGGCACGGUGACAAUGAAGUCAGACAAAGUGUCAGAGAGCGUGCGUCUGAAGGUGAUAGAGAAGCCUGCUGUCUUCAUGAAGUCCUUGGAUGAUGUUUUUGGUGAGGAGCGAGGUGUAAUUAAACUGGAAUGUGAAGUCUCCAAAGAGAAAGUCAAUCCUGUUUGGAAAAAGGAUGGUGUGAAGCUCACUUCUGGUAACAAGUACGAGCAGAUCCAGUCUGGGAAGACCCUGUGCCUCCUUAUCCAUGAUCUUGAGAAGACAGAUGCGGGUUUAUACACCUGUGAUAUUGGCACUGAUGUUGCCAAGUCAAAGGUCAGCGUUCAGGAACUGAACAUUGGCGUCACCAAACGGCUGAAGAACACCGAAAUCUAUGAAGGAGAAGAUUGCUCUUUUGAGUGUAUUUUGUCCCAUGAGAGCAUUGAUGACUUCAGCUGGAUGCUGAACGGGAGCAGAGUGGAAAGUGGUGGGAGGUUCAGAGCCUCUAACACGGGGAGGAAAUACACACUCAGCAUUAAAAACGUGAUUCCUGGUGACGCCGGCGAAGUUGUUUUCACUGCCCGUGGUCUCACCUCCAAGGCUUCUCUCGUUGUGAAAGAAAAACCUACUGAGAUUACAAAACAGCUGGAGGAUAAAACAUCAGCAGCUGGGCAGGACAUCAGCCUGAGCUGUGAGUUGUCAAGACCUGAUGUGAGCAUCAGGUGGUACAAGGACGGCAAAGCCAUCCGAAAAAGCCAGAAAUACGACUUGCACCAGGAGGGAACACGAGCCAUUCUCAUCAUCCACAAUUCCACAGUCAAGGACAGUGGGGAGUACACCUGUGAGACUGAAGUCUCUAAAACAACAGCCAGGGUCACAGUGCAAGAAAAACCUAAUUAUUUUGUCAAGGAACUCUCGGAUCUGAAAGUGGAUGAAAGCGGGACUGCAGUUCUUACGUGCCAGAGUGAGAAAGCUGCAUGCUCUGUGGUCUGGAGGAAAGGCAUGGCUGAACUCAGGGCUGGCAGGAAAUAUGAGAUUACACAGGAAGGACAAGUGCUCCAGCUGACCAUAAAGAACUUGGAGAAAAGCGACAGUGACACUUAUACCUGUGACAUUGGUGAUGCCCAGUCCAGAGCCAAGCUGGUGGUGCAAGGCCAGAAAGUGCUAAUAACAGAAGACCUCGAAGAUGUCACUGUGUUAGAAGGAGAAUCUGCCAUGUUCAAAUGCAGAAUCUCUCCUGUAGACUGUAGCAAAGUGCAGUGGUUUUUGGAUAAGACCCCACUCCAUACCAAUGAACUUAAUGAGAUCCAGUCUCGACCUGGUGGAUAUCACUUGCUAACGUUGAAAAAGCUCUCCCUGAAGGACUCGGGGGUCAUUACAUUUGAAGCUGGUGAUAAGAAAACAUCUGCCAGUUUGGUUGUUAAAGAAAGACCAGUUCUUUUCAAGAAAGAGCUCCAAAACGAAGAAGCUAAAGAAGGAAAACAAGUCAAGCUGACCUGUGAGCUCAGCAAACCUGAUACCCCAGUGAAAUGGAUGAAAGGAGACACUGUCCUCCAUGCCAGUGAGAAGUAUGAGUUUAAGCAGCAUGGCACCGUGGCAGAGCUCAUUAUCCGAGAUGUCAAAUCAAUAGAUGCUGGGGACUAUACCUGCAGCACUGGGGAACAGAAGACCACUGCUCAGGUGAAAGUAAAUGCUGUGCCUGUCCUGUUUAAGAAAGCCCUGGAGAGCACCGAAAUGGAAGAGGGGAAAUCUGUCUCCUUGCGCUGCGAACUCACAAAAGCUGAUGCCACUGUGGUGUGGAAGAAGGGAGAAGCCACGCUGCAGGCAAGUGCCAAAUAUGAAAUGAAGCAGAAGGGGACAGUGGCAGAGCUGGUGAUUCAUAAUGCAGAGCCAGAAGAUGCGGGAAGAUACACCUGUGACACUGGAGACCAGCAGACCACAGCCCAAGUCAAAAUCCAUGCUGUCUCUGUGCUCAUCCAAGAAGAGCUGAAGAACGUGGAAGCUGUGGAAGGUGGAGUGGCCACCCUGCGAUGCCGGCUGAGCAGAGAGGCCCCCGUGGAGUGGAGGAAGGGGCACGUUCCUCUGCGGCCGAGCAACAAGUACAGGAUGAGGCAGGAGGGCGUGGUGGCUGAGCUGCUCAUCCAUGAUCUGGACCCAAAGGAUGCUGGAGACUAUACAUGUGUAGUGGGGAACCAAAAAACCACAGCAGCCUUAUCAGUGAAUGCCCUGCCAGUCCGUUUCAAGACAGAGCUGAGGAAGGAGGAAGCGACGGAGAGCGGGACGGCCACGCUGCAGUGCGAGCUGAGCCGGGCCGCCGGGCCCGUCCACUGGAGGAAGGAUGGCAAGGGGCUGCAGCCAGGCAGCAAGUACAAAAUGAGGCAGGAAGGGCGUUUUGUUGAGCUGGUUAUCCAAGAUCUGGACCUGACAGACGCUGGGAGCUACACCUGCGUGUGUGGAGACCAGGAGACGAUGGCUGCUUUGAGAGUGAAUGCCUUGCCUAUCCUCUUCCAAGAAGAAAUGUCGAACAAGGAAGCUACAGAGGGGGAGACAAUCACUUUGCACUGUAAACUGAGCAAAUCAGCCCCAGUCGAGUGGAGAAAGGGGAAUAAAGUCCUCAAGCCAAGUGAAAAAUACAAAAUAGAGCAGGAAGGUCCCUUUGUGGAGCUCAAGAUCCGGGAUUUGGAUUUGGCAGAUGCUGGUGAUUACAGCUGUGUGUGUGGAGAUCAACAGACUACAGCUGCUUUGACAGUAAAUGUCCUGCCCGCUCUUUUCACCAAGGAGCUGACAGAUGAAGAAGCCACAGAAGGCAAAAGCGUCGGUCUGCGCUGUGAGCUGAACAAGGCAGCUGCUCACGUGGAGUGGAAGAAGGGAUUGAAAACCCUCAAAUCAAGUGACAAGUACAAAAUGAGACGCGAAGGGGUUGUUGCUGAGCUCGUAAUCCAGAACCUCGACACGGCGGACGCUGGGAAUUACUCCUGUGUGUGUGGAGACCAGCAGACUAUGGCAGCUUUAACAGUACAUGCUCUGCCUGCGUUUUUCAAAGAAGGAUUGAAGAACAGGGAAGCCACAGAUGGUGCAACAGCCACUCUGCACUGUGAGCUGAGCAAGGUCGGUGUCCCGGUGGAGUGGAGAAAAGGGAACAAGACACUCAAACCGAGUGAUAAGUACAGGAUGAGACAAGAAGAUACUGCUGCAGAGCUGUUGGUCAGAGAUCUGGAGGUAGAAGAUACAGGAGAAUAUACCUGUGUGUGUGGAGAACAGAAGACCUCGGCUAUCUUGACAGUCCAUGCUUUGCCUACGUUGUUCAAACAAGAACUCGUCGAUACGGAAGCCACAGAAAACGGGACGGUUGUUCUGCAGUGCCAGCUAACUAAACCCACUCCAGUGGAGUGGAGGAAAGGGCAAAAGGUGCUCGAGCCUAGUGAGAAGUACAAAAUGAGACUGAAGGAUACCACUGCUGAGCUGACAAUUCAUGGCCUGGAGGAACAGGAUGCAGGAGAUUACACGUGUGUGUGCGGGGAGAAGAUGACCACUGCGUCCUUGACAGUGCAUGCCCUUCCUCCACGUUUUGUGCAAGAGCUGAAGAACGUGGAAGCCACAGAAAACGGCACAGUCACUUUCUGCUGCGAGCUCAACAAGCCUGCAGCUGCUGUGGGAUGGAGGAGAGGAGACAGAGCCCUGGAGACAAAUGACAAGUUCACCACGAGAUGCGAGGGCACAACUGCCAAGCUGGUGAUCUGUGAUGUGGCUCUGACAGAUGCUGGAGAUUACACAUGCUGCUGUGGAGAUCAGAAAACCACUGCUGCCCUGAAAGUCAAUGCCUUGCCUGCGCACUUCAAGAAGGAGAUGAAGAAUGAAGAAGCCACAGAAGGUGGAACAGCCAUGCUGCAAUGUGAGCUAUCUAGGGCUGCCUCUGUGGAGUGGAAAAAGAAGCACAAAGUGCUCAAACCAAGUGAGAAAUAUACUAUGAGACAGGAAGGUGCUACAGCACAACUGCUGAUCCAUGCUUUAGAAGUCAAGGAUGCUGGGGAGUAUACCUGUGUGUGUGGAGGUGAAAAGACCACUGCAGCACUCACAGUGCAUGCCCUUCCUGCUCUCUUCAAAGAAGAGUUAAGAAAUGAGGAAGCCACGGAGGGUGAAGCAGUGACUCUGCACUGUGAGCUGACCAAGGCUGCUUCAGUGGAAUGGAAGAAGGGUGACAAAGUACUGAAACCUAGUGAGAAAUACAAAAUGAGGCAGAAGGAUGUCACUGCAGAACUGGUGAUCCAUAACCUAAACGAGAGUGAUGCUGGUGAUUACACCUGUGUAUGUGGAGAUAAGCAGUCCACAGCUUCCUUAGCAGUACAUGCGCUGCCUGCGCGCAUCAAGGAGAGCCUGAAGGACGAGGAGGUAACAGAAGGCCAAGCAGCCACUCUGUGCUGUGAGCUCAGCAAGGUUGCUCAAGUAGAGUGGAGAAAGGGAAGCAGUUUGCUCAAAGCCAGCGACAAGUACAAAAUGAGGCAGGAGGGCACGGUUGUGAAGCUGCUUAUCCAUGAUGUAGAACCGAAAGAUGCUGGAGAAUACACUUGUGUGUGUGGAGAACAGGAGUCAACAGCUGCCUUGAUAGUGCAUGCCCUGCCUGUGCUUUUCAAAGAAGAACUGAAGGACCUGCAAGCCGUGGAAAGCCAAACAGCCACUCUGCGCUGUGAGCUGACCAAGGCUGCAGCCGUGUCAUGGAAGAAAGGGAGCAAAAUGCUCAGGGCAAGUGAGAAAUACAUCAUGCAGCAGGAUAAUGCCCUUGCUGAGCUGCAAAUCUCUGACCUACAGCUGCAGGAUGCAGGAGAUUACACCUGCAUGUGUGGAGACCAAUACACCACGGCUUCUCUGACAGUGAAUGCUCUGCCAGUGGUUUUCAAUGAAGGACUGAAGAAUGAAGAAGCUCCCGAAGGAUCAUCCGUUUCUCUGCGUUGUGAGUUAAGCAAAGCAGCACCAGUGGAGUGGAAAGUAGGGUCCAAAGCGCUCAAACCAAGUGACAAAUAUCAAAUGAGACAGUCUGGCACAACUGCAGAGCUGGUCAUUCAUGACCUAGAUGUAAAAGAUGAUGGAGAUUACACCUGUGUGUGCGGUGACCAGAAGACAACAGCAACCUUAACAGUUCAUGCUCUGCCACCGCUCUUUAAGGAAGAGCUAAAGAACGAGAAAGCAGAAGAAGGUGGAGAAGUCACCCUGCACUGUGAGCUCACCAAGGCUGCACCAGUGGAGUGGCAGAAGGACCAGAGGAUUCUCAAACAGAGUGAGAAAUACAAAAUGAGUCAGGAAGGGACCAAGGCAGAGCUGGUGAUCCGUGGAAUAGUCGAGGAGGAUGCAGGAGACUACACCUGUGUGUGUGGAGAGCACCAGACUACAGCUGUCUUAGCGGUGCAGGCUGUGCCUCCAUUUUUCCAAGAAGAAAUGAGCAGCAAGGAAGCAGCAGAAGGUGGAAGAGUCACUUGGCACUGUGAGCUCAGCAAGGCACCUGCCCACAUUCAGUGGAAGAAAGGCCAUCACAUCCUCACCUCAGGCAACAAGUACAGCAUGAGGCAGGAAGGCUGUGUGGUGGAGCUGGUAGUUCAUGAUUUAGAAGUGAAUGAUACUGGAGAUUACACCUGUGUGUGUGGAGACAAGACCACCACAGCUACCUUAACAGUGCAUGCACUGCCUCCUGAAUUCAAACGAGUCCUGAAGGACCUAGAAGCUGAAGAAAGUGAGACAGCUACUCUGCACUGUGAGCUGACUAAACCUGCUGUGGUGCAAUGGAAGAAAGGGCAGGAGGUGCUCAAACCAAGCAGCAAAUAUAAGAUGAGUCAAGAUGGUGCUGUUGCAAAGCUGACCAUCCACGGGCUGGAUGUGGAGGACACUGGAGAUUACACCUGUGUGUGUGGAGAUCAGCAGACAACUGCCACUUUGACAGUCAAUGCCCUACCAGCACUUUUUAAACAAGAACUUCAGAACACUGAUGCAGAAGAAGGUGGUACAGCAACACUGAGGUGUGAGCUUACCAAACCCAACACUCCAGUAGAGUGGAGGAAAGGAGAUGUUACUCUAUACCCUGGUUUGAAAUAUGAGAUGAAGCAGCAGGGCUCCAGUGCUGAGCUGGUCAUCUAUGAUUUGGAAGUGGAUGAUUCAGGAAGGUACACCUGUGACUCUGGACACCAGCAGACAGCAGCUGUGGUAACCGUCCACGUGCUGCCUGUCACGUUUAAGCAACCCCUACAAAAUAAGGAGUGUGAGGAAGGAAGUACAGCUGCAUUCUGCUGUGAGCUGUCAAAACCCAAUGCUGCAGUGGAAUGGAGGAGAGGAGGAGUGGGGCUGCAGCCCAGCCAGAAAUAUGAAAUGAGGCAGAAGGAAUGCGUGGUAGAGCUCUUAAUACAUGAUCUCAGAUUAGAAGACACAGGAGAAUACAGCUGUGAUACUGGGGAUCAGGAAACCAAGGCAUCUUUACAUGUGAAAGCUCUGCCAGUUCUUUUCAAAAGGGAGCUCCAAGACAAGGAGGCAGAAGAAGGAGCUGUGGUGAAAUUCCAGUGUGAGCUGACGAAGGACAAUGCGACAGUGGAGUGGAGGAAAGGCACCAUGGAGCUCUUCCCAUGCGCCAAAUAUGAGAUUAAACUAAGUGAUGGCACAGCUGAGCUUGUGAUUCAUAAUGUAGAGCCCGAAGAUGCCUCUGAUUACACAUGUGAUACAGGAGACCAGCAGAGCACAGCAGUCCUCAGAGUGAAUGCCCUCAAACCCCAGCUGAAGAAGCAGCUGAAGGAUGAAGAAGUGGAAGUGGGAGGAACAGCCAGGCUGCGCUGUGAGAUUUCCAUCAGCAAAGCACAAGUGGAGUGGAGGAAAGACGGAGUCGUCCUUCGCUCCAGCUCCAAGUAUGAAAUGUGGCAGGAGGGCACGCUCCGCGAGCUGCGUGUGCACCACCUGGAGCCUGCUGAUGCUGGAGAGUAUUCCUGCAAGGCUGGAGAUGAGAUGAGCUCUGCAAAGCUGACCGUGAAAGAGCCUGAGGUGACCAUUGUGAGUGGCCUAAAGGACAUGGUGGUGUUUGAAGGGGACGAUGUCACGUUUCGGUGCCAGGUCUCUCAUGAAAACGCAAGGAAUGUCGAAUGGAAGCUGCAGGAUGUUGCUCUGCAAAACAAUGAAAUGAAUGAGAUCUCAGUGGAGAAAGGGAAGAUUCACACCCUGACCUUAAAGAAAGUGACUGAGCAGGACAUUGGCACCAUCACUUUCCAAGUAGGACCCCACAUCUCGACAGCAGAGCUCAAGGUAAAAGUGCCACCUCCAGUCUUUAAGGAGAAAUUACAGAGCACAGAGCUUCAGGAAGAAGAAACAGCCCUUCUCCGCUGCGAGCUGUCGCAGCCUCAUGCUGCAGUGCAGUGGAAGAAGGGCACUCAGGUGAUUGCCCCUAGCUCCAAGUAUGAAAUCAGGCAGGAGGGAACAAUCCAUACGUUAAAGAUUUAUCACUUAAAACCAGAAGACUCUGGCAAAUACACCUGUGAUAGUGGAAAUGAACAAACAACAGCCACUGUAACCGUCAAAGCUUUGCCAGUAAUCUUCACACAACCUCUCCAGAACCAGCAAGCUGAAGAGGGCGGCACCAUCACUUUGAGCUGUGAAAUCUCAAGAUGCAACGCGGCUGUGCAGUGGAAGAGGGCUGGGACAGUGCUGAGACCCAGUGACAAAUACAAGAUGCAUCAAGCUGGAUCUGUGGCUGAGCUGACGAUUCGCAACCUGAGCGAAGCUGACGCUGGGGAAUACACAUGUGACACAGGAGAGCAGCAAACCACUGCCACUGUGCUCGUGAAAGAACCAGCAGUAACCAUCGUGGAAAUGCUGAAGGAUGUCACAUCCAAUGAAGGAGAAGAUGCAGUGUUUGAAUGCAAACUGUCCCGGGAAACAACUCAGGAUGCCCAGUGGUUCCUGGGGGAUGUUCCCCUGCAAUCCAAUGAAAUGAAUGAGAUCAGAGUCCAAGGGACACGUCACAGCUUGAUCCUGAGGAAAGUGACACUAGAAGACACUGGGCCCAUCAGUUUCAAAGUCGGGCAGCACACCUCAGCAGCACAGCUGACAGUCCAAGUUGCUGCAGUGACCUUUGUAAAGACACUCCACAACCUGGAGCUGCAGGAGGGUGGCACAGCUCACUUGUCCUGUGAGGUGUCCAAGCCUGACGUCCGUGUGGAGUGGAAGAAAGGCACAUCUGUGAUCUCCUCCAGCCAGAAGUGCAGCAUCAAGCAGGAGGGGAAGGUGCACACGCUCACCAUUCACGACUUGAACCCUGCAGACUCAGGGGAGUACAGCUGCCACACAGCUCAUGGAAAGACCACUGCCAAGCUGGAGGUUAAAGCCCUGCCUGUGCUUUUCAAGCACUGGCUGAAGAACGAGGAGGUGGAGGAAGGGCGCACGGCCGUGCUGCGCUGCGAGCUGACGCGACCCAGCGCCCGCCUGGAGUGGAGGAAAGGGGACACAGUGCUGCAGCCCAGCGACAAGUACGAGAUCCGGCAAGAGGGGACACGUGCUGAGCUCUUCAUCUAUGAUGCUGAGGCUCAGGAUGCUGGGGAUUACACGUGUGACUCUGGGGACCAGCAGACCACUGCAUCGUUGCAAGUCAAAGUACUACCUGUGCUCUUUAAUGAAGAGCUGAAAAACGUAGAGACGAAAGAAGGGGAAACAGCUGUCUUGCACUGUGAGAUCUCCAAGCCAGAUGCCCCUGUUGAGUGGAGAAAAGGAGGGGUGGUCAUUCAGCCCAGUGAUAAAUAUGAGAUGAAACAGAAAGGCAGCAUUGCUGAGCUGAUCAUCCAUGGAGUAGAACCCGAUGACUGUGGGGAUUAUACCUGUAGCACUGGAUACGAGAUCACCACAGGUUCUGUGUAUGUGCAAGAAGAAGCAGCAGUCAUAGUUUCUGGUUUAAAGGACACAGACGUCUUUGUGGGUGAGUCAGCCACGUUCACCUGCCAGCUCUCGCACCCGGGCGUGAAGAACGUGCAGUGGUGGCUCGAUGGAUCUCCCCUCCACAACAACUUUGUGACUGAAAUCUCUGAGCAGGACGGGAUCAUCCACACUUUAACCCUAAAUGACGUGGCGUGCCACGACUCAGGCACUGUCACCUUCAGAGCUGGGUCCCUUAUAUCUUCAGCUAAAUUAUUAGUCAAAGAUCCAACCAUUGAAGUGGUCAGUCCCAUGCAGGAUAUAACUGUUGAUGAAGAUGGCCCAGCAGAGUUCAUAUGCCAAUAUUCUAGGCCAGUUCACGCCAUCUGGAAGAAAAAUGAUCAGGAAAUACAUGCAGAUGGGCAGCGAGUGAUUAUCGAGCAGGACUGGAAUGUAAGCAUGCUAAAAAUUAAUCCUACGGUACCAGAAGACACUGGCAUCUAUUCUUGUGAAGCUGAAGGCAUUAAAGUGAUGGCUGCACUUGAUGUUCAAGCCAAGAACAGCAUUGUCCAGGGCUUGGAGAAUGUGGAAGCCGUGGAAGGAGGGGAAGCCUUGUUUGAGUGUUACCUUUCCAAGCCCGAGUGCUACAACUACAACUGGCUGAUUGAUGAUGAGCCUGCCAAAACCACAGAAAACACUGAGAUGGUUUACUUUGAAAACGGGCUGAGGCAUCUUCUGCUGCUGAAGAACCUGACUCCCCAAGACAGCUGCAGGGUGACAUUUAUGUGCAGUGAUGCAGUGACCUCAGCCUUCCUGACAGUGAAAGGAUGGCGCCUACAGAUCUUGCAGCCCCUCACAGAUGUGGAAGUCUCUCCAGGGCAGAAAGCUACAUUUAGCUGUGUUCUAAGUGAAGCUGUGCCAAUUAAUGAAGUUGCCUGGUAUAAUAAUGACAUAGAGAUCCAGGCAGGUGAAGACUGGGAAGUGGAAGCAGAUGGAAACAAAUACAAACUUAUUCUGAAAAGUGCCAAACUACAUCAUUCUGGAGAGGUGACUUUUGCUUCCAGGGAAGCAAUUGCAUCAGCCAAGCUGUCUGUGAUAGCCCACCCUGAUCCACCCGAAGAGCCAGAAGUUUUAAGUAAGAACAGUCGCUCUGUAACAUUGUCUUGGUACAAGCCGUUGAGCGACGGUGGUUGUGAGAUCCUAGGCUACAACGUGGAGAGGAAGAUCCCAGGCAUUGGCUGGCAGUCAUGCAGCAAGGGCAUUACUCCAAACACAGAGCUUGUGGUGGAUGAUCUCACCCCAGGUGAACCCUACAGAUUCCGUGUCUCGGCUGUAAACAAAGUUGGGGCCAGUGAGGCAGUGCACUUCCCUCAGACCGUGUGGCUAGAGCCUCCAGUUACAGUCACCCAUCCUUUGGUGGGAGGAUCAGUCUCAGAAGGUGAGGUGGCUCGCUUGGAGUGCAAAUUAUCAAGUGAAACCGAAGAGAGAGUGACGUGGUUCAAAGGAAAAGAGCAAAUACACGCUGGGGGGAGAUACGAGAUCCUCUCUGAUGGAAAAAAGCAGAUACUCAUCAUUCAUGCAUUUAAACCUGAAGAUCAGGACACAUACACCUGCAUGGUUUCUCCAGAAGUCAAAUCUGUUGCCAGUUUGUGCCUUGAAGUUCCAACAGCAUCAAUGCUCAAAGAGAUUGCCAGGGAAGCACCCGCUGCGAGGCAAGCAGAAGAGCUGCUGGAUGGCCGUGUGCAGCCCAGCUUGCCCCCUGAGGCUGCUCAGGAGGGAGAUCUUCACCUCCUGUGGGAAGCCCUGGCCAAGAAACGCCGGAUGAGCCGGGAGCCCACCUUGGAUUCCAUCAGUGAGGUGCCUGAAGAGGAUGAGAAGCUUCAGAAGUUGAGGAAGGAGGAAGCAGAGAUGUCUCACUAUUACUCAGAGGAGUACUCCACGUGUGAUGAGCUGGCUAGGACAGGAGAAGCAGAUUUCUCCUUCACAAGCUCAGAUGAUGAGUCUAGAGCUGGGACUCCCUCACUUGUAAACUACCUCAAGAAAGCUGGGAAGAAAAGUGUCAGUGUUACUAGCAAGGUUCAGUCCAUCUCCACAGACAAAUUAUGGAAGCAGUGGGAGAAAUCCCACGUGGAGACUGUUGUGGCUGCCCCAGCUGCUAAACCAGCCGAACCAGAGUUACCAGAUUUAGAUGAUCCUUCCAUGAACAAGGCUGCCGUGAAGAUCCAAGCUGCGUUCAAAGGCUACAAAGUCAGGAAAGAGAUCAAGCAGCAAGAGUGCCCAGUGUUUUCUGAGACUUUCAGAGAUUUCUCUGGCGAGCCUGGAAGCACUCUGCACCUUGAGUGUGUGGCCCACAGCAAAAGUGACAUGAAAGUCCGUUGGCUGAAAGAUGGGAAAGAGCUUUCAGACGGUCGCUACUAUCACAUAGACAAUUACAGUGAUGGGACCUGCUCGUUGAUUAUCACCGGCCUGGACAGGAAAGAUGCAGGUAAAUACACCUGUGAGGCAUCCAAUAAAUUUGGCAAGGUUUCACACAGUGCUAAGGUGGUUAUUGGCACUCAGGAACCUCAAGUUCUUCAUAAGGAGAAGCGGGUUAAGCAGAGCACCGACAGUGAGACAGAGAGCUCGUCCGGCAGCGAGCUGGAUGAUGCUUUCCGUAAAGCAGGAAGGAGACUCCACAGACUCUUCAGGGCCAAGAUCUCAACAGAGAUAUCUGAUGUGGAGGAAGAGCUCUUCGUCAGCGCAGACGAAGGGGACGUAGAGGUGGUCGACCAUCAGACCUAUCGUGAGGAUGACCAGUACAUCUACAUCAAGUUUGAAAUCAUGUCCGAGGCCAAAACCGCCGCGAGUCGCUUUGGAGAGAUGUUUGGUGCUCUGGGGAUCCCUGUGGAGAUUGACAUCUUGGAACAAGGCCCUAAAAAGAUUGAAUUGCGUAUUGGGAAAGCAACACCCCCCACCCAUGGGAAGUUUGUCCCACCAGCCAGACCCCCACCGCCUUUGCUGACUUCUGACACAGCUCCCAUGUUCCUGACUGAGCUCCAAAACCAGGAGGUACAGGAUGGAUACCCAGUCAGCUUCGACUGCAUUGUCGUUGGCAAACCUCUCCCCACGGUUCGCUGGUUCAAGGAUGGGAAAGCAAUUGAAGAAAAUGAUCACUACAUGAUCAAUGAGGACCAGGAAGGGUGUCACCAGCUGAUCAUCACAGCCGUGGUCCCCACUGACAUGGGGGUUUACCGUUGCCUUGCUGAAAACAACAUGGGAGUUGCUUCAACCAAGGCAGAGCUUCGAGUGGACUUGACCAGCACCGACUAUGAGACAGCGGCAGAUGCAACAGAGACAUCUUCUUACUACAGUGCCAAAGGAUACAUUUCAAGCCGAGAACAGGAGGAGUCUACCACUGAGGAGGAGCAACUGCCCCAGAUUUUUGAUGAGCUUCAUGAUAUUCAUGUGGCACCUGGAGCAUCACUGGCUAAAUUUCAUCUGAAGGUGAAAGGGUACCCACAGCCCCGGCUCUACUGGUUCAAGAACGGGCAGCCGCUGAAGGCCUCCGACCGCAUCCUGAAGACUGACAAGCAGGAGUUCCACUCCCUGGAAAUCCGUGAUGUCACUGAGGCAGAUGCUGGCCAGUACUCCAUAUUUGUCAUCAACUCCGCUGGUUCUGCCUAUUCAUCGGCCAGGCUGGUAGUCAAAUAUCCUUAUGAGAAGGAGGAGCCAUCAGAAGCAGAUUCCCAUGAACAGCUGAUACCACCAAGAUUCCUAGAAAGGUUUACUAAUAAAAAGGUGAAAAAAGGUGCAAGCAUCACAUUAUCUGUAAAGGUUGAAGGACAUCCACCACCAACUAUCACUUGGCUGAAAGAACAGCCUCAGGAAGACAUCCUGUGGAUCAAACCAGACACUCCUGGGUACAAACUUGCCAGUUCCAAUAUGCAUCACAGUCUAAUCUUGUUGGAUGUUAAAAAGAAGUGCAGUGGAGCUUAUACUUGCAUUGCUACCAACAAGGCUGGCCAGUCCAUCUGCACCGCCAUGCUGGAAGUCACAGAUGUGAAGGAGGCUGAAGUUCUGACCCAGGAGCGUGUGAUGGUGUCAGAAGCCAUCAUGACCACACUGGGAGCUAUUCAUCCCUCUGAAACAAAAGAAGGAGACCUUGAAGGUGUGCCCAAAAGCCCUAUUUCACUAGCUGAUGUUGGCUCAGAAGAGUUCUUCCAGAAGCUCACCUCACGUAUCUCAGAAAUGGUGUCUGCAAAAAUAAGUCAGGCCACACUUCGAGUGCCAGGUGCAGAAAGUGACGAUGAAUCAAAAACACCUUCUGCCUCUCCUCGCCACGGACGCUCCAGACCUUCAUCCAUUGCCCAGGAGUCCUCCUCUGAGUCUGAAGAUGGGGAUUCCAGAGGAGAGAUCUUUGAUGUCUACAUGGUCACAGCUGACUACGUGCCUGCUGCUCCUGACAGGGAGACCAUCACUUUGAAAGAAGGCCAAUAUGUGGAAGUCCUUGAUUCAGCACACCCUCUGAAAUGGCUGGUCAGGACUAAGCCCACAAAAUCAAGCCCCUCUCGGCAGGGCUGGGUGUCUCCAGCUUACCUGGACAAGAAGUUAAAGCUGUCACCAGAGUGGGGAACAACCGAAGCUCCUGAGUUCCCUGGAGUGUUUGUUUCUGAAGAUGAAUAUAAAAGGAAGCUAAGUGUUCUUAUUCAAGAGCUGUUGAUUUCAGAAGAGGAUUACAUUCAAGAUCUACAGUUCCUCCAGACUCACCAUCUUAAGUACACUGAGACCUGUGCCAGUGUCCCUGGAGCUGUUGCCACUCAGAAAUCCACCAUCUUCAGAAAUAUUGAUGACAUUGCUCGCUUCCAUUCCAGUGCCUUCCUCCGAGGCUUGCAGCAGUGUGACACUGACGAUGACGUGGCCAUGUGCUUUAUCAAGCACAAAGUAGAGUUUAAUAAGUACAUCCAGUACCUGGUGGGGAGGAUACAGGCUGAGUCAAUUGUUGUCAGCAAAGCUGUCCAGGAUUUCUACAAGAGAUACACAGAUGAAAUUUUAAUGAAUGAAGAUCCCUCACAGCCACUUAUCCCACCACUGCAGCACUACCUGGAGAAACCCAUCAACAGGAUCCAGCAGUACCAGACUAUCAUCAAGGAAUUAAUCCGAAACAAAGCAAGAAACAGCCAGAACUGCACGUUGCUGGAGCAGGCGUACGCCGUUGUGUCUGCGCUCACCCGCAGAGCAGAAAACGACCUCCACGUCUCCCUCAUUGAGAACUAUCCAGGGACCUUGGAAAGCCUUGGGGAACCCAUCCGACAGGGCAACUUCAUUGUGUGGGAAGGAGCUCCAGGAGCUAGAAUGGCAUGGAAAGGACACAAAAGACACGUCUUCCUCUUCAAAAACUAUAUUGUGAUCUGCAAACCAAAGCGAGACACAAAGACAGACACUUACAGUUACGUCUUCAAGAACAUCAUGAAGCUGAAUAACAUAGAUGUGAACGACCUUGUGGAAGGGGAUGACAGGGCAUUUGAGAUCUGGCACGAGAGGGAAGACUUGGUCCGCAAGUACCUCCUCCAGGCACGGACGGUGAACAUCAAGAACUCCUGGGUGAAGGACAUCUGUGGCAUCCAGCAGCGGAUCAGCGAGCCUGUCUGGAUACCUCCAGACUUUGAGGAAGAACUGGCAGACUGUACAGCUGAGCUGGGAGAGACAGUCAAGCUGGCUUGCAAAGUUACAGGAGCUCCCAAGCCAUCUGUCAGCUGGUACAAAGAUGGAAAGCCUGUGGAGGUGGAUCCCCACCACAUUAUCAUAGAAGAUCCCGAUGGUUCCUGCACGUUGAUCUUGGACAACCUGACGGGUGUUGACUCGGGACAGUACAUGUGCUUUGCUUCCAGUCCUGCUGGAAAUGCCAGCACCUUAGGAAAGAUCCUUGUUCAAGUGCCCCCACGGUUCGUGAGCAAGGUCAGAAACGCCUAUCUUGUUGAAGGGGAAGAUGCUCAGUUUACUUGUACUAUCGAAGGAGCACCCAGGCCUCAAAUCAGGUGGUACAAAGAUGGUGUGCUGCUGAAGGACACAAGUAAAUACCAGACUUUCAGUGAACCACGGAGUGGCAUAAUAGUCCUGGUGAUCAAGAACCCUUCCAAUGAAGAUAUGGGACACUACGAAUGUGAGCUGGUGAACAGAUUAGGGUCUGCAAAAAGUGGAGCAGAGCUUUACCAUCACAGUGCUGCAGCCCUGACCCAGGAGAGGAGAGGAGACCAAGCCAUUACCAUAGAAGGAAUGACUUCCCCACAGUCAGAGAUGGAGACUACUGUCCAGGCCUCACUUCAGCGUGCUGAUAAGGAGAUCAAGACAGCCCUAAAGAAACUCAUGGACUCAGCAUCACUGCUGGUGACUCUUCCCCCGGGCAUGAGAGGAGGAGCUGAAACAGCAGCUGAGCCUUCUGUGAUAGUUCAAGAAGCCAGUACCCAAACCCAGGCUGCUGGUAGGUUUGUCAAAGCCCAAAGGCAGAUUCCAGAGGAAGAACAGAGUGUGCCAAAGCCCAGCCCUGCUCCUUCCCACGAAGAGGCAGCUUCAGGAGACGAAAGCACUCAGGAGCGCACUGUUCCUAUCACCAGGUAAAUACCCAGCUCAAUAUCACCGGGAGAUUGGUACAGAAAAGAAGGAGAUGUGGUCUGGGAUGUCCACAGCGAAGUCUACAUUGAGACCACAGAAAGAACUUGUGUGUAUAAGACCGAGGAAAAGACCCCAACAAGUCCUCCCUAUAUGCAAGUGACAAUAGAGGAUGUGCAGGUGAAUUCUGGGGAGUGUGCCAAAUUUCAAGCAGUCAUUGAAGGAACCCCUCAGCCUACUGUGUUGUGGUUUAAGGGUACUUCAUUGCUGACAGACAGCAACAGGCUCCAUCAAGGGAAGGAAGGAACAACAUAUUUCUUAGUUGUGGACCAUGCUGUCUCAGAAGAUGGUGGUGUUUAUACCUGUGUUGCCAAAAAUGCAGGAGGGGAGGUUUUGUGCAAAGCAGAGCUUGUUGUGCAUGAAGCUAAGAAAGACCAAGAAGCAAAGAAAGUGGCCACCAGGAGAAAGCUCCAUUCCAUUUAUGAAGUGAAGCAGGAGAUUGGAAGGGGCUGCUUCAGCUUUGUGAAACGGGUUGUACACAAAGGGAACAGAGUGUCUUGUGCUGCCAAGUUCAUACCUCUGCGAAGCAAAAGGAAGGCUCGAGCGCAUCAAGAGAGGGAUAUUCUUGCCUCUCUGUCCCACGACAGGAUCACCAGGCUCCUGGAUCAGUUUGAAACAAGGAAAACACUGAUUUUGAUUCUGGAGUUAUGCUCCAACGAGGAGCUCCUUGACCGUUUAUUCAAGAAGAGUGUUGUCACUGAGGCUGAGGUUAAAGUGUAUAUCAAGCAAAUAUUGGAAGGAAUCAAAUAUCUUCAUGACAACAAGGUCCUUCAUUUGGAUAUUAAGCCACUGAAUAUCCUCAUGGUUUAUCCUGAAAGGGAAGACCUUAAGCUCUGUGACUUUGGAUUUGCUCAGAAGAUCACACCCCGUGAACCUCAGUUCAGCAAAUAUGGGUCUCCGGAGUUCGUUGCCCCAGAAAUCGUUUCUCAGUCACCGGUGUCAAAAGCAACUGAUAUCUGGGCUGUUGGGGUCAUCACAUAUUUAAGCCUAACAUGCAAGUCUCCAUUUGCUGGGGAGAACGACAGAGGAACCCUCCUAAAUAUCCAGAACGGGGAGAUUUCAUGGACCAUCCCUGACUUUGUUCACUUGAGUGAAGAUGCAAAGGAUUUUAUAAAAGGGAUCCUCCAGCAGCACCCUGAAGCCAGGCCUAGUGCUUUGGACUGUCUUUCUCACAGAUGGUUCAUGCACAACCUCCCCCUCGAAGCAGCUCAUUUCAUUAACACCAAGCAGCUCAAAUUCAUUGUGGCUCGGAGCAAGUGGCAGCGGUCUCUGAUGUGCUACAAAUCCAUCCUGGUGAUGCGGUCUAUCCCAGAAAUCCUAGAAAGGACUCAUGACAACACCUCCCUGGCCAUCUCCAGACAUCUUAUUGAAGAGAGUACUUCAUCCAGUACCAGUGGCUCCUCUUCAGACAACGAGAACUCGCAUUUCCCCAAGAAGAGGCACUUUGGCUCUACACCCGAACUGCACUUGUCCGUGUUUGAUGCACCGAGUCACCAGGAGCCUCCAAAACAUGCCCAAGAGAAGCUCUCCAAACCCUCAGUCCCUCCAGUAAAACCCACGAGGAGGAAGUAUGCUUCAAUGAAAGCUGAGGUGGGGGGCAAAUCACCUACAGAAAGCAAAGAGCUCAUCUUCAAGGAGAAAGAGGAGAGGCUCCAUCCCAGGCUUGGAGAUGAAAGAGCAGAGCAGUCACAGACAAGCAGUGCUGCUGAGCCUCCGUUGGCUUCCACAGAAAGCACAUCACAUCUGGGUCAGGAAGAAGAGCCAGAUGUCUCUGAUAAGGACAGAGUCGAAAAGGCUGGGGAUGGGACAGAAAAGCCUGUCUUUGUUCCUAGGCAGAGUGUCAUUAAAAGCACUUUCUACAACCAAGCAGCUGAGCUACCUGCAAGGGCCCCUUCCUCACCAGGCAGGGAGUUCAGAAGGCACUUGGACAGAGCCAGAAGGACCUUCAGGAAAGCUGGAUAUUCAAAGGUGCCCCUCAGUGGUCUCAGGGAACCCCUUCUAGAGCAGUUUGAACUGGAAGAAGAAGAAGGGAAGCCUGAUGAUGGAGAUGGUCACAGGGAAAGCCUGCUUGGUUCCUUGACCAAGUCAGCUUCAUUUGACACCGCGAGGAAACCGCCCCAUCCUGCCAUUGCCGGCUCUAGCCGAAGCCGUUCCCUCGACGACUACAGGCUGAGAGCGUCGAGGUCACUGAGGGAACAAGACAUCUUGGAAGAAGACUGUGAUGUACUGUCACAGGAAAGUUGUCCUGAAGGCAGUGAGCACUGCGACGUUUCUGCGGGGCCGGGCAAGGGAUGUUCCGUAGACACUUCAAAGCAAGAGGACUUGAGGAGAACCAGCAAGGAUUGUUCAGAAGAGCAGCCUCUUCCUUCCACACAAUGUGAGGAUAAUGGGUGCCCAGAUGCUUUCAUGCACCAGCUAGAGAGACUCCCAGUGUCAUCUCACAGGAGUGAGAAUAGGAAGCAUCUACUGAAGAAGUCAAAAGCUACUGACGUUGAGGAGGAAGCUGAAGGUUUGGAAGGCAAAAGCCCCUUUCUAACUGCUCAGGGCUCAGAUGUAACUGCAUCAACAGCUCAAAAACAUGAAAGCACCGAGGCUAAAUCUUCUUCUGGCAGUGCUUUUCAGGAGGGCAGACAGUCCACUUCAACCCUCACACAGUCAGAGAGCACCUCCGAGUCAUCCCCUACGGGUAAGGGAGGUGUGUGUCUGCCCCAGGAGUCUGCUCACAGUACUGACACUCAUCUGGAUCUAAAAGGUGGAAGCUUGCUUAUCAAAAGGACAGCCCCAGUUCCACCUUGGAAAGACAAAAGGCAGAAACAUUCACCUGAGAAGACUUCUGCUCACAGCAUUGCCAAAUCUGACCUCAUGGAGCAUGAAAGCUCUGCUGAUUUAACAGGCCCACAAACAGAAACCAAUUCACUUCCAGGACGUAGAGACAAAAGUCAGGAACUUCCUGGUCAAAGUGUUCCAGCAACUACUGUGUUGGUGGGCAAACAGCCAGGUACCUUAACUGCUCUGCACACAACUGAUGGAGGUGCUCAUCAGAAGCUGAAGGCUGAUGAAGAAGUGAGAUCUGCUGUCCUGGAGGAUGAAGGACUGGGUGUUACAGGAACCACUUCACCAUCAGCCCAUGAUGGUGGAAGCCAAGCACACAAGAGGGCUCCUGUUCACAAGGACACUGCAUCAGCCAUCCUGAAGGGAGAGCACCUCGUACCAAAAGUCCCACCACCAAAAUCAACGCUGCCUACGGUCUCUGAUGGAGCAUGGCAGGCUGAAGGGAAACAGCCAGCUCCCAGCAAGGAGAGGCUUGCUGCUCCAAGGAGUGAAAGCUCAGCUGUCACAGAGGUUCUUCCCAGCUUGGCCCAUGAGGCUGAAAUCAAGGGAGUUGAACCCCAGAAGUCUCCUAAAGGCAGUGGCAUAGUACCUGCUGUUCUGGAGAGCAGACACCCAGCUAGAACUGUGUCCUCCCAAAAUACUGGCAUGUCUUUGGUCUGUGAGAGUGGAAAGCAAGAGCAUCCAAAGGCAUCACUUCGCAGUGGGGUGAGCCCUGUUGUGUCAGCACGUGGAAGCCCAGCAGCUGGCCAGACCAUGCCUGCUUCUUUGCCCAGGGCUGGACGUCAGGUGUCUGAGCAGCACAGGGCUGCCCAUCCCAGUGGCAGAGCUUCUGCUGAUCUGGAGGAUGGGUCCACAGGUGUCUUAAGUACUUCACAACCAGAAGUUGCUCCAGUUUCAGCCUAUGAGCUGCUAUAUGAGGACUAUCCAGAGGCUUACGAUGAGAGCAGAGAGGUUGCCUUAGAGAGCGGAAGCUGUGAGGCUGGAAGAACCAUCCCAUCAUCAGCCCACAGGGAUCAAAGUCAGGAGCUCUCACAUCAUAGGUCUUCUUUUUACAGUGAUAGGGAGUCUGCUGUGCUGGAGGACUUAGUGGAUGAGAUGGUCUCCCUUUCUGAAGAGAUGAAUGUUUGGGCAGAGUCCGUUUCUGGUGAGGAGGAACGCAGAAAGCACAUCUCUCCUCCUACAGAAGUGUCCUACAAAGGCUCAGGUAGCCAAGCACCCACAGAUACCUCCUUCCCUUCUGUACAAAGGGGUCAAAGAGGAGAAGUCUCUGAGCUGGAUGACCUUGCAGAACCCUAUCUUGUUGUGAGUGAGGAGUCAGUGGAACUGGGAGGGCAGAGAGCCCAGACAGCUCCUCAUGAAUGUGAGCAUCUGGAGGACUUGGCGUUUGAGAGCCCCACUUCCAGCCAAGUAAGUGUUUCCUCGACAGAGAGCUUGGACACUGCAAAAAGACCCAGUCAAGUGCCAAUCAGCAAGGACACUGCUAAACACCCAGAAGUUUCUUUAGUGAAAAUCAAAGACCUGUCGGACGAAACGCCCAGUUUUGGCAGUGGAACUCCCAAAUUUGACAUAUCAGAGGUGGAGCCUGCCUACUUGAAUUUCUCUGACUUGUAUGACAUUGUCUAUUUUCCAUUUGAGUUUAUGAACUAUAAGAAGCCUUCACCCAAACCGACUGGCAGAAGGUUCAUCCCUUUUAGUGAAAGGGCAAGGUCACCUCCUGCGGGACAUCUGCGGAAGGAUAAGAGGCUCUGCAUCAGAGAAGAGGCAGAGGACAAGAACAGGAAGAACCACCUGGAAAUAUCUGAGGAUUCAAAGGCAACUAGCUUAUUAGCCAUGGGGAAAGGCUCAGAACUGUAUGUCUCCCCAAAGGACUCAAGUGGUAAGCAGAAAAGCUCUUUCUACAAGAAGGCAGGGCUCUUUAAACCAUAUACAAGGUCUCAUUCGCUGGAGCAGUCAAUGGAGCAGAGUCUGAAGAAGAAAGUAAAAGCUUCUGUGGCCCAUAUUUCAAGAAUCCUGAAAGGAAAGACAUCUCCCGAGCCAGAGGAAGAGGAAGAGUUUGGUGAGCUGGGAAGUGAGGCAGUAGAAAAAGAGCUGUUAACAGGGGCUGAAGGAUCUCUGAAGAGGAAAUCAGCACUCUCUUCCUUCAAGUUACCAAGCCUCAUGCCAAAGGAGAAAGCCCCUUUGUUCGUUGAUGAGCUCAUUGACCAGGCUGCUGCCGUGGGACAGUGCGUGACGCUGUCGUGCCGCACCGCAGCUCCCUCCUCCCUGCACAUCGACUGGUUCAGAGAUGGGAUGCCUGUCCACAGCAGCAGCCGGAUCCUCAUCUCAUCCACGCUCAAGAACUUCCAGCUGUUAACCAUUCUCUCUGUUAGUCCUGAUGAUUUUGGUAUUUACACCUGUGUGGCCACAAACUCCCUGGGCUCAGCAUCCACCUCUUGCAUCAUAAGAAAAGCAGAGGUUCCUCCCAGCCCUCCACCCCCUGACAUUGUGGAGGUCUAUGAGGAUGGAGUGCAGGUGGUCUGGAAACCUGUGGAAACCAACAUCCCCGUCCAUUACACUGUCCAGUGCAGGAGUGAAGAUGGGGAGUGGACAACUCUUGCUUCUGACAUCGCUGACUGCUGCUACUAUGCCAAAAACCUCUCCAAAGGGUUUAUCUACUGCUUCAGGAUUGCUUGCACCAGCAAAGCAGGAAUGGGCCCUUACAGCAACCCAUCCAGCAAAGUGAAAGUCGCUGGGAAGGAUCAAAUGGAGUUUCGUGCUGCUAUGGAAGAAGAGAGUGAAAUAAUCACCCCAUCUGAGCCCUUCCCAACCUACCAGACCUAUGCCUUCCAAACAGAGAUCAAAAGGGGACGCUUCAGCAUCGUCCGACAGUGCAGGGAAAAAGUAAGUGGCAAGACUUUAGCUGCUAAAAUUAUCCCUUACUGGCAAGAGGACAAGCAGACUGUGCUCCUGGAGUACCAAGUCCUGAGGAAGCUUCAUCACACAAACAUCGCUCAGCUGAAAGGAGCCUACGUCAGCCCACGGCACUUGGUGUUGAUCCAGGAGAUGUGUGUGGGACCAGAGCUGCUCCACUCAUUGGCAUUACGGACAUCAUACUCAGAAGUGGAGGUCCGAGAUUACCUGUGGCAGAUCCUCAGUGCCAUUGAGUACCUCCAUGCACACAGCAUCCUGCACUUGGAUCUCAGGUCCGAAAACAUGAUCAUCACUGAGCCCAACCUGCUGAAACUCCUGGAUUUUGGCAACGCACAGUUUUACACACAGGACAAAAUUAUUACCAUGGACAAGUGUAUGGACUAUGUUGAGACCAUGGCUCCAGAGCUGCUGACAGAGCAAGGAGCCCUCCCACAGACUGACAUCUGGUCCGUUGGAAUCACAGCCUUCAUCAUGUUGAGUGCCAACUACCCAGUCAGCUCUGACGUAGCCUGUGAGUUUCUGAGAACAACCAGGAAGGGUAAGGUGAAGCUGACGCGGUGCUACGCGGGUCUCUCCGGGGGAGCGGUGUCCUUUCUCCAGAGUACACUCUGUGCAAACCCCUGGGGCAGACCAUCAGCCUCAGAGUGCCUUCAGAGCCUGUGGCUCCAGGAGACAGGUUUGGACAACAGGCAGCAAGCUCUGGUUACCUUCCCCACCACCAAGCUGAGGAACUUCCUCACCGAACGGGAAAAGAAAAGGGGCCUGUUGUGCUCCAAGUACGGCCUCAUGAUUGCACAGUGACAUGGACACGGUGACAGAUGUGAAUCAGCUCCCUCUCCCCUUCUGUACUUAGUGUUUGGUCCCAAGUAGUCUUGCCAAGUUGCAGUGCAUCAGCUGAGCU
Molecule: messenger RNA, 30280 nt
Organism: Colius striatus (speckled mousebird)
Lineage: Eukaryota; Metazoa; Chordata; Aves; Coliiformes; Coliidae
Gene: OBSCN
Product: obscurin, cytoskeletal calmodulin and titin-interacting RhoGEF
Exons: 120
Biological process (GO): protein phosphorylation
Molecular function (GO): ATP binding; protein kinase activity; guanyl-nucleotide exchange factor activity
Source: RefSeq, a predicted model, not a curated record